AUGACAAAGAAUUUAGAAACACAGUGUUGCAAGUGCGGUGGUGCAGCAACAAAAAACAAUAAACUAAUAGGAUGUGACUUUAUGACUUGUCUGAAGGUCUUUCAUGACAAUUGUAACGACAAUCCGGUGAGAAUAGAUGGCAAUAACAAAUUUGUUUGUGACGAACAUAGAGCGAGAGUUGAACAAGAUCAACAGAAAAAUGCGGGAAAUUCCGUUCAAGAAGUAGACUUAACGUCAGUUGAACCUCUUAAAAAUAGUGAACAGAAUCCUAAUCUUCAGGAAAAGGCAGUAAAUCCUAAAUUAAAGGACGACAAUCAAUUCCUUGAGCAACAGCCAGCAACGACAAGCAAAGAAGCAACGAAACCAAAUAAAACAAAGGAAAAGGAUGACGAAGAAUGUAAUUUUCAGCGAUCCCUUAGUGGAGUUCCAGCACAAUAUCCAUUACAAGAUAUACCUAAAACGAUAACAAUUAAUCAGUACCAUUUCGAUCUAUUAUUUGCAACUAAUUGGGAGGGGUUUAAUCAUUUUAAUACAUUUGUCCCUAAUAAUUUAAACUAUAAACACUAUGACAACCUAAUAGAUAAAGACAAAGAAAAAAGAAUCAAUAAUUGA
Messenger RNA from Chironomus riparius, 612 nucleotides. Lineage: Eukaryota; Metazoa; Arthropoda; Insecta; Diptera; Chironomidae. The record is from the annotation of a GenBank genome assembly.